This is a messenger RNA of Phymastichus coffea, 2573 nucleotides long. RefSeq lists its product as uncharacterized. The transcript has 5 exons. The record is from RefSeq and is a predicted model, not a curated record. Bases 36 to 2573 code for a protein of 845 amino acids. Lineage: Eukaryota; Metazoa; Arthropoda; Insecta; Hymenoptera; Eulophidae.
UUGACUUCGUAUUUAAUUUCUUGCAAAGUGAUAAGAUGUCAAAUGAAAAUAGCUGCUCUAUAAGUGAUCUUGUAAAUGAAGAGUGCCAUAAAGAAAGAUUUCGUGCAAAUAAGGAUAUAUACAAAAUCGAUUCUCUGACUGUAGAAGAUUUACAGCUUCUUUCUUUAAGAGUACCAGGAUUUAACAGUCUUGAAAAAAAAUCCAUUUGUGAUUAUCAUCACAAGAAAUAUAUUAAAUUUUAUUCACAUGCUGAGCGUUAUUGUUGUGAUCCUUGUAAUGUACAUGAUAAAAACAUAUCAAACACUUUGACCAUUAUUGACUUAAAAUUAGCAGAAAAAAUUUUAAAAAGCUGUGAUCGUCAAGUUAUACCUGGUAAAAAAUUAUGUAAACAUUGUAAAGAUGAUUUUUCAACAAAAAUUAAAAAUUUUGAAGAAAAGUUUAAAUACUGUAUUGAUCCAUUUCAAAAGCAUAGAACAAAAGUUGAUGAUGAUUUAAUUUUUUUGAAACAAGAAUAUAUAAAUUAUUUAUUGAAUGUCCACAAAACUUCUUUUUGCUUGGAACAUAAGGUGUGCAAUGCUUGUAGUGUUCGCUUGAAUUCUGACAUGUUGAAAUAUCAACAAUCUUCAAAAGCUGAAUUUAAAGGUACACAAUCCAGUCCAUUAGUAUGUAAUGAAAGUCAAGAAAUUAGCAGCACAGAGAAUACACCAGGGUUUACUCAUAGUUCUUCGAGUUCUGAAUUCACAUCAAACAGUCAGAAUAAACGAAAGCUUGCCCAAAUGCUUGAACCUUUUGAUAUAACAUUCAAGCGCCAAAAGUUGAAUGAUGAUCGUAUUAUAAAUGAAGGUGUUGGUAUUUUACAAGAUGUUGUAAACCAGAUAUCCCAGGUUUUUCAAAAUGCACAUGAGGUCGAGUUACCCAAAUUCAAUAAUAUCAAACAAAUGUCAAAUGAAGGCAAUUGGUUUCAAGAGAUUGUCACUAAUAUUCAAAAGAAAUAUCAUGCUCCUGCAACAAAUUAUAAUGAGAAAGUUUCUUUAUUGACACUCUUGCCUACUACUUGGAAAUAUUCAGAUGUAAAACUGUACAUUCCAUGCAGCAGAUACAUGUUUAGUGAAGCUAAUAAAUUGAGAGAAAAGACUGGUAUUUUGAGCCUACGAAAAAGAAAAACGUAUUGGAAGUACUCUCCCGAAGUAAGAAAAGAAAUUGUUAAUUUCUAUUUAGAUGACACAAAUAGUUCACAAUGCAGUGGAGCAAAAGAAAAAAUCACAGUAAAAGUCACAGGUCAACAACCACAAGUCUUCCAAAAAAGAAUUAUGUUGUACGACCAGAAAGAUUUAUACAAUAGCUGGAAAGAAAUUACUACUCAAUCUUCUAUUCCAUGCCUAGCAUUUUUUUGUCAGUUACAGCCGCCAUAUUGUUUUUUUGCCGGAGAACCGGGUACACACAACAUUUGCGUUUGUUCUACUCAUGACAAUGUAAAACUUAAAACUGCAGCUGUCAAUCCCAAGAUUAGCUACAGAGAAGCUAUUGCAGCUUCAGUUUGUUCAACAAAUAAUAAAUGUUGCAUGUUCCGCAAAUGCAAUAGCUGUCCAUCUCAAGAUAGCGUGUAUCAAUUUCUAAGCGAUGGCAUCGAUAUUGAGUCAAUGCGAAAUGUAAAAUAUACAAUUUGGAGCACUACUAAAGUAGCUGGUAAUACUUCAGAAAAUACUUCCUUCAGCAAAAUAUCUCUUAUAGAGUGUGACGAACCUUUCGAGGUGCUUUUAAAUACUACUUCUGAAGAUAUAUACAACUUAACUCAGCACCAUUUUAUUUCUUCUCAACAAAAAGACUAUUAUUGUCAAUGUCGCAAAACACUAGAUCGAUUUACUGCAGUACUUAUUAUAGAUUUCGCCGAGAACUAUUCAUUCAUAGCUCAAAAUUCACCCCAAGGACUUUAUUUCAACAAUGUGCAGGCUACAUUGUUUACUGGAGUAUUAUACUAUAAAGAUAAUGGGACUGGUGACGUGUCAUGCCAAAGUUAUUGCGUAAUUUCGGACAGUAAAACUCAUCAAGCAUAUUCUGUAAAUGCAUUCCAGGAAGCUAUUCUCAAUGAAAUAAAGCAAGAGUUUCCUUGGAUAACACAGCUUAUUUAUUUCAGUGAUGGAGCUCCAACCCAGUUUAAAAAUAAAAAUCACUUGAUUAAUAUCUGCUACCAUGAAGAGGACUUUGGUCUAAUAGUUGUAUCAUACAACUUUUUUAUGACUUCUCAUGGUAAAAGCGCUGCAGAUGGCAUUGGAGCUGCUGCAAAACGCAGGGCAAGAAAAGCAGCCUUACAAGGGCAUUGCAUUUUGGAUGCCGAGCAGAUGUACGAUUAUCUGAGUAAAACUGACUCUGAUAUAAAAUAUCUAUAUGUUUCCAAUGACGACGUAGAAGCAAGAGGAAAGAAGCUUUCCUCCAAGAAGGAUAGUAGAUUCAACAAUGCAAAAACUAUUAAAAACACUAGGCAAUAUCACUGUUUUCUACCCAUAGACUUAAAUACAAUGAAAGCUAAACUAUAUUCUUUUGAUACUGAGUUUGACGUUGUUAAUAUAGCUUAA